AUGGCGGCCCCCCAACAGCAGCAGCAGGCCCCGUCUCAGGCUCCGGCGCCCGGGCCGCAGCUCACGCUCCAGGCGGGCCCGGGGCAGCAGCCCCAGCUGCAGGCUCAGGCGGCCGCGCAGGCCCAGGCCCAGGCCGCCGCGCAGGCGCAGGAUUUCGACCCCGUGCAGCGCUACAAGAUGCUGAUCCCGCAGCUGAAGGAGAGUCUGCAGAACCUGAUGAAAAUCGCGGCUCAGAAUCUCGUCCAGAACACGAACAUCGAUAACGGGCAGAAAAGCAACGACGGGUUGGUGCAGCGCUUCGACAAGAGCCUGGAGGAGUUCUACGCCCUGUGUGACCAGCUGGAGCUGUGCCUGCGGCUGGCCUACGAAUGCCUGUCCCAGAGCUUCGACAGCACCAAGCAUUCCCCCAACCUGGUGCCGACAGCCACCAAACCCGAUGCGGUGCAGACCGAGAGCUUGCCCUACACCCAGUACCUGAGCAUGAUCAAAUCCCAGAUCUCCUGCGCCAAGGACAUCCACAACGCCCUGCUGGAGUGCUCCAACAAGAUCACCGGCAAGAUCCCUGCCCAAGGGGGGCCGUAGCCCACGGCGCCGGCACAGUUGUUGCUCCUGUUCCUGCUCGGCAGCCGGCGUGGUUUGAAGGAGACUUGGAUCGUUUCCAGGCCGGCACUGUGUCAGCCGGUGAAACUUUACAAACUUGCAUCUGACCCAGGGCCUGUCUCAUGUCCUCUGAAUUCCCUGCCUGGGUAGAUGGUCUCGUUUGUAUCGAGAGUGAAACGAACGUCCCUGGUCCGUUUCCUCCUCCCCUCUCGUUCUCCUCUAACUCCCUCUGGUCUUACUCCUUCCCUCCCCGCCCUCCCAUUUCUCAUGUUCCCUCCUUUCCCCCUCACCUUUCUCACAUCUCCUAGGCCUGAUCCUCAGCUGCCAUCCGUCGUCAGACCUUCGCCGAGCUCACUGUUGCGACGCUAGCCUAUGCCACCCGGUGGCUUGGCCCACGUACAUUCAGAACGCAUUAGCCCUGCUAAAACUGACUCACCUAGCACAGGAUCUACUUGCUGAAGUCUCCCUUGCCAGGGCCUAAGCACCCUCCACUCCCCUUUGACUUCAGGAGGGGUCGAGGAGACCUGAGAUUGUGCUGCUAAUGAAGUGAGGAGGAUCAGACAGAAUCUUUCUCUGCCAUCAAAUUAAAACUUCCCCCCACCCCAGGUGAAUGGGCUGGAUUGUAGCUUUCCAGGUUGGUGGGUGUAUUAUUUAUUUUUCUUAAACAGUAACCCUUUCAGAGAAAUGCCAUUGAGUUAAAACAAGGCCCGGUGUUAAUUUCCUCCUGCCAUCACACUGACUUUACCUCACUGUAACCCUUCUGUCCUUUGAGACAUUUCUCUCCUGACCUGCCUGGAGCGAGAGGGGAAUCGGACUCCAGCUCAUUUCAAGCUUGUUAAUGAUAACGCCUUUGAUCCUUUAAAACAGAGGGCUGGACUGUGAUUCCAUUCACACCAGCGUAAAGCAGAAGUAACGAACAGAAUUAUCUCUGCGUCAGACUGGCAUAAAACCUAAAGGAGAAUCAGAUCCAAAGAGUGAAUUAAAGCAAAACAACUUUGAUUC
Messenger RNA from Emys orbicularis (European pond turtle), 1602 nucleotides. RefSeq names its product mediator complex subunit 29 (gene MED29). Gene Ontology annotation, biological process: regulation of transcription by RNA polymerase II. Gene Ontology annotation, molecular function: transcription coregulator activity; transcription factor binding. Gene Ontology annotation, cellular component: mediator complex. The transcript is spliced from 4 exons. The record is from RefSeq and is a predicted model, not a curated record. The coding region runs from base 1 to 582 and encodes 193 amino acids. Lineage: Eukaryota; Metazoa; Chordata; Testudines; Emydidae.